UGCAGACAUGCUUCGACAGGGAGGUCAGCCAAUCACUUUCACAAGCUGAGUUCAGAGACUUUCUGCAGCCAAUAAUAUGCGAAGAUUACAACCAGACACGCCCACUGCUGUUGACGCUUUUAUUUCGUUCCAGGAAAUUGAAGCGUUGGUUUGUUUAUGCUGGAGAGAUAGAGGUGGCUGCAGACAGAGCUGACAGCACAACAGUGUAUUACCUGCUGUUUAAAGGAUUUAGGUUGAGUACAACUGUUUCCUAAUGAGUUAUGUUUAUUUUUGUUCGUUUAUUACCUGUAUUGAGUUCUGAAACAAAGAGUCCCUUUUUCUGUUUUAUUUAAGAACUCAGACAGACUGGAGCGCAAAAGUUACUCCUUGGAAAAGUAAAACGAGUCUGCUGUUUGUUUUCUUUCAUUAUCGCUCCAGAAGAAGUGUUGAUUUUAUAUGAAUGGGAAUUCUUAAACAAAUAAUACAUUAAAAUCAAACAGGAUUCCGCUACUCGAGUCUCAAGCUAACAGUCAGUGAAGAUGGACGUCAGCGUCUCCGUGUCGUUCUUUCAAGACGAGCUCGCCUCUACCAUCGAGCACGCAGUGAAAGCGGCUGUAGACACCGUCUUGUGCCAAAUCACAAAAGUUGUCGGCGGCAAAUUCACUGAAUUCCAAAUGGAAAUGGCUGGAAAGCAGAAAGAGAAUGAAAGUCUGAAGCUGAGAUUGGAAAUAUCAGAGAGCGAGUUGAAAGCAGUGCGGGAAUGCAUGAACGCUGCAGAUGCAGACAUUAAACAACCUCUCAGAAACAUGAACCCCGACUGCAAUGAACAAGACUUUCAGAGGAGUGAGAACCAGGGAUUAUUUCAAGAUCCCACAGAGAGCCAUGCUGUGCCUAAAUCUGAAGCACAGGAGGGUCCAAGGAUAGAAGCAGUUUACCCACAAGAGGAGUCCUUUGAUCGGGAGUGGUGUGCAAGUCUAAAGCAGAUUACAGAGCUGACAUUUGUUAAAGAUGAAGAGGUCCCUCGACUGGAAUGUGUUCCUAUUAAAGAGGAAUUCUUAGAACAGGAUUGUGUCCCCAUCUCAGAGGAAGUUCCUACUGAAAACAAUGUCUGUACACUUGAGGAGAACAAGAAGCUGGGAUCCAGCCUGGGUGAUGAUUGUCCACCUGAAUGUGAACUGGGAUUUAGAGCUGCUAAAGUGAAUCUCUCAGGAAGGACUCUGUUUCUCUGUGCUGAUUGUGGGAAGAGCUUCAGUCGUUUCUCACAGCUUAAAAUCCACCAGCGCGUUCACACAGGAGAUAAACCUUAUCACUGCAAUGAGUGUGGGAGGAGUUUCACACAGUUACAAAAUCUUAAAAGACACCAGCGUCUUCAUACAGGAGAGAAGCCUUAUCACUGCACUGAGUGUGGGAAGAGAUUCACACAGUUAGGACAUCUUCAGUCACACCAGCGCAUUCACACAAGAGAGAAACCUUAUCACUGUGCUAAAUGUGGGAAGAGUUUUGCAUAUUUAAUUUCCUUGAAAAACCACCAGCGGACUCACAAAAAAUAAAUCUAAUCAAUGCAGUGAAUGUCUGAAGAGUUUCAGUCACUUAUCAAACCUUAAAAGACACCAUGAAAUUCACAGAAUAGUGAAGCCCUAUCCCUGCACUGAAUGUAGGAAGAUGUUCGGUCAGUUACAGGGUCUUGAAGGACACGAGAAAAUUCACAGAAUUUCAGCCACUUGAGGACAACUAAACACCAGGAGUACAGUUCACUAAAAUACAAAAAUAUUUACUGAAAACAAAAUGAUAAACUUGCUUGAUAAAUAGUGUUAUGUGACAUUAGUAAGCUAUGAAAUCUAUGAGUCCCUUAGUUUGAACAUGUCGCGAUUAUUAUAUGUAACUCCCCACUAGUGACCAAGUCUAGCUCUUUCAAGUCAGUGCUAAGUUUUGGUCAGUUCUUAACUUCACACCUCAAACAAUACUUUUGUUGUCCAGCUCCAGGAACCUACUACACUACGAAACCCUCUCUAUACUGUUUGGGAUUAACAUCCCCUAAACUAACGUACUACUGUUGCUCCCGAAGUCCCGGCCUCCCAGCAACUCCGGGUCACUGUGACGGUCUUGGCUGGGCCAAGCCUUCACAGGCACCAUCUUGCAGUUGAAGGGUUCCGUAUUAAUUAAUCCUGUGGAGCGCACGCUGUCCUUGAUAUCAACAAAGCACCCCUCUGUGUAGCAUGGCGGUGCAGUCGCCUUGAGCUGUGGUGCAGAUGCCUGUGCACAGCCUCCCCGGGCACGCCCCCCAGCCAAUCAGCACCUCUUGAUUAGCUCAGCACCGGGCAAGCCUACCUGCUCAACUGGUUGCCUAGCAACACAUCUUCUCUUCUGCGUCCCAGCUGCACACAUCCACGCAAGAAAUAGCGACAGGACUCUCCCUGUCACAGCUCCCUUUUGGAAUUUUUAUUCAAAUAAUUAAUUUUGUUUUAAGUAUUUUAUUUUAGAUAACAUCUAGAGGACACCAUCUUAAACUGUAGUGGACAACUCAUUGGACACAUCAUCCACAUAUUCUGCUUUACAAAAUAGUUGAAAUAAUUACUCCAGAAAUAGUCCCUUCACAUGUUGUGUUUCCCUUGCAUGAAGUGAAUCCAAAAUAAACAGAAAAAAACUUCUUGAAAGACCUUGUGCACAUGAUAUACCCUCCUUUUUAAACACAGGAAAGUCUGUGUUGCACUGUAGUUGUUCUCAGGAUGUGUUGCCUGAUCCUUUUCAUGCAUUUGUAUUAAAGUGCUGCAAGAGAAACUCUAAAUAACCAGAUUAAUAAAUAUAACAAGGAGCUGAAUUUAGUGUGCUGGAGGUGUUGUUGAGAUAGAUUAUAUAUAUAUAUAUAUAUAUAUAUAUAUAUAUAUAUAUAUAUGGGGUUUUUUACAUACUCUAUCCUGAUUGGUCAAAACAGGUCACAUGGGGGAGUAAAUAUUACAGCGUAUUCCCUUGGAUUGAAACUUUCUUUCACUAACGGGCGAAUCACUUGUAGAUAUUCAUACGCACCAGAAUUUUGGAAAAAAAACGGUAGCCAUAUUUAAAUUUAUUUACAUGACUAAGCACAUUUAAUGUAUAAUUUUGAAAAAAACAGUAGCCAUAUUUAAAUUUGCAAUAAAGAUGACUGAUGAGGUUUGUCAAAUUUGAUCUUUUGGGAAACCAAACUCGAUGAGAUUUUGGGUGAGUCUGAAUCAGACAGCAACACUUAUUCAAGUGGCGAAAAAAAAAGUAAUGCUGCUAGGCAUUGAACUUACCGAAGCACAGCUUCUGGACAUAGAAAAAGAAAAGGAAACACUGAAGUCCACUGCCUGGGCAUCGGGUGUCCUUUUUAUGCCACUGUCUGAGUAUUUCAAAAUGCAAACAUCUUUGUUACCACUGGAAACGGUACUGCAAAUCUAACAUGGAUACCUCCUGUCACUACUCCCGGACCACAAAAGGACGAUUUAAAAAAAAAAUAAUAAUAAUUGUUUUUGUCUUGGAAAAGUCUGCUGUACAAUAUUAAAUGCUGCCUGCAAACCCCCCUGUACUGCUUGUGCUGAGAAUCCUGCCGUAUACAAAAGAUAUACAUGUACAUUAGUAUUACCCAUGUCAGAUCUCAGGUCAUUUACAUAGAGGAUAAAAAGGAUUGGUCCAAGGAAUGAACCCCUGAGGUACACCCCCCCCCCCUACAUAGAGGCUGAAGUGUGGAAAUAAUCUCAUCAGAUCGUAUUGCUUGUGUUCGAUUGCUUAGCUAAUCCUUGAACCAAUCCACAGCCCUCUCACUAAAUCCUAAACCUGAUGUUUUACACAGAAUUGUAUGAUGAACAGAAUCAAAGUAAUCCAGCAACAAAACACCUAUGAAUUUACCAGUAUCCAGAGCAUGUGAUAUAUCAUUAAACACCUUGAGAACUGCAGUUUGUGUGCUGUGUUUCGAAUGGAAUCCAGGCUGGUGAGCUGCUAUGAUAUUAUUCUGUUUUAAGAAUCUUUAGCUGUUGUUUACUAAACUCUCAAAUACUUUUGCAAAAACUGGAAGUACAAAUAUAGGUCUGUAACUGUUGAAGUUUGAAUGGUCACCGUUCAAAUAGGGACAACAUGUGCAAAUUUCCAAAUUGAUGGGAUUGUAUUUGAAAUAAGAGAUUAUAUAGAUCGGCUCAUGGUUGUGCAAUAAUCCAUGCUGCUACCUUUAAAAAUAUGGCUCCAGUCCGUCUGGGCCAGCUGAUUUUUUUCUGAUCUAGACACAGUAAUAGUUUAAGUACCUUGUAUGCUUUAAUAGUACGAAAAUAAAAGGCUGUAAGCUUUUGCUGUCUUUGUUCAGCUAAAUUAGAAUCAAUGUCUGAUUGAUCCUUGGUUUUAACAGAACCGGACGACAUCUGUAUAAUAGAUUCAUCAAAUGCCAAACCAGCCCUAAUAAAAUGUUUGUUAAAACAAUCAGCAAUGUGUUGUCUCUUGGCAUAAGUGCACUCAUUAAAAGUCACCUAUUGGGGCAAAGCUGAUGAGACAUC
Messenger RNA from Acipenser ruthenus (sterlet), 4475 nucleotides. RefSeq names its product zinc finger protein 239-like. Gene Ontology annotation, molecular function: RNA polymerase II cis-regulatory region sequence-specific DNA binding; DNA-binding transcription factor activity. The record is from RefSeq and is a predicted model, not a curated record. Gene Ontology annotation, biological process: regulation of transcription by RNA polymerase II. The transcript has 3 exons. The coding region runs from base 519 to 1529 and encodes 336 amino acids. Gene Ontology annotation, cellular component: nucleus. NCBI's taxonomy places the organism in Eukaryota, Metazoa, Chordata, Actinopteri, Acipenseriformes, Acipenseridae.